Molecule: messenger RNA, 1372 nt
Organism: Nasonia vitripennis (jewel wasp)
Lineage: Eukaryota; Metazoa; Arthropoda; Insecta; Hymenoptera; Pteromalidae
Product: pyrimidine-specific ribonucleoside hydrolase RihA
Exons: 6
Coding region: 319-1299 (326 amino acids)
Molecular function (GO): hydrolase activity, hydrolyzing N-glycosyl compounds
Source: RefSeq, a predicted model, not a curated record
CAGAAAACAAAAUCAGCUGAGACUUGCAGCAGCAUAGCAGCAGAUAGCAGCUCCAAAAGAGAACUUGUUUAUACGUAUAGGUGCAGACGACUCACGAUAGCCAUCAAGGUCGGCUUAAAUGGAUGCUGCUGCGGCAUAUAUAUCGAGACAAGGUAUUAAAAUUUGACGACGAGUGCAUCUUGAUAUGCUUAAUUUGUGAAGCAGUGCAUAUGGGAGUGUACACUGCUUAGCUAAAUCGUCAUUGUAAAAUUAUUCUGUGAUUAUUUGUAAAAAUAAAGAGAUCAAUUGAGAUUUUUCUAAAAAGAAGUGCUAAUAGAAAUGGAGUGCCAAAAAAUUAUAGUUGACUGUGAUGCUGGAACUGAUGAUGCUUUAGCUUUAACAAUGUUGAUAGCAGCUCACAAACAAAAGAAAAUAGAAAUAAUGGCAAUCACUUGUGUUACUGGUAACACAUAUGUUGACAAUGUAAUAAACAAUGUCUUCAGAACUCUGCAUGUGUGUGAUGCUGUAGAUAUUCCAGUUCAUAAAGGAGCAGACUCUGCGCUGCUAUCAACAGAAAAUGCACGGGUAGCUGUAAGUCAUGGAUUUCAUGGUUCCGAUGGAUUUGGUGAUGUCUAUACUGAUAAGCCUGAUAUCAGUAAACUUAAAGAUGAGCAUGCAGUAUGCGCAUUACAUAGGAUAACAUCUCAAUAUCCGGGAGAAGUAACAGUGCUUGGACUUGGGCCAUUAACAAAUAUUGCUCUUGCUAUUAAAAUGUAUCCAGAUUUUGCAAACAAUGUUAAAAAAUAUUUAGUCAUGGGUGGAAAUUUAUCUGCUAUUGGUAAUAUAACAUCACAAGCAGAAUUUAACUUUUAUGCGGAUCCAGAAAGUGUGCAUAUAGUUAUGAGUUUUGCAGCAAAGAAGAUGUGGUUAUUGCCAUGGGAAACGUGUAUGAAAUCAAAUAUUGCUCAUGAAUGGAGAGAUAAUGUAUUUGGAAAAAUAGAUACUCCUGUAGUGGAACUUAUCAAUGCAAUUGAUGGUGGUAUUUACAAUACCAAUGAAAAGCGAACAUGGAAUUAUAGACCCUGUGAUGCAUUUAUAGCUGGUGUUUUACUCAGACCAGAUAUUGCUAAAGAUGUAGUGUUACACCAUGUUGAUAUAGAACUUAGUGGUUUGAAAACGAGAGGGCAAGUUGUAAUUGAUCAUCUCAUAUCAAAUGAACCAAAUGUGCACGUUAUUCAAGAUUUGGAUUUUGAGACUUUCAAAGAGCUCUUACUCUAUGCUGCAAAUCCAAAUACAAAAAACAGUCGUGUACUUUUAUAACAGAAAUUUAUUGAUCGUUUUUUAAUAUAUAUGUAUUUUUAUAUAUAAUAUUUUUAAUAUAUUUAUAACCAUU